AUGGAGAUCCCUGGGGCCGCAGCUCCUCCCACGCACACUCGGAGUCGGUUUUUCGGCCUUUAUGACCCACUGGGAUCCCUGAACAAUCUGGAGAGUAUUCGGGGCUGUGGACGCAUAGCAGAACUCCGCACAGGGAGAGGACAGGACUGCACGAGGUGGGAUGCGGGGACCCCCGCUGCUGGCCCAGCCACCAUCUUGCGGCCACAGGGGACUGACCGCCAAGCUGCACGGGAGACUCCUAUGCAUCACAGAGACUGUGAGCUAUUAACAGAGACUGUGAGGAAGUCUCCUGGAGCUCCCAACGUGGAGAAGAUUCCCAAGUUCCCGUACAAGAGAGAGAAAAAGUUCCUGCCAAACGCCGGAAGCCACGCCCUCCCUUCCUCUCCAACUGCAACAAUAGUGCAAAGGACAUGUGAACAAGGCACUCAGAGCCAUCGCGGCAAGCCAUCAUUGCUUCUCAGCAUCCUGCUCACCAGUACCCCACGGGUUGGAAGAACCAUACUAGGCAAAGAACUUGCAUCAAUAUCAGGACUGAAAUACAUUGAUGUGGGUGAUUUAUCUUGAUAGGAGCAAUUGUAUGAUGGCUAUGAUGAAGAGUAUGAUUGUCACAUUUUAGAUGAAAACAGAGUAGUUGAUGAGUUAGAUAACCAAAUGAGAGAAGGUGGAGUUAUUGUUGAUUACCACUGUUUUGAUUUCUUCCCUAAAUGCUGGUUUCAUGUAGUUUUUGUGCUGAGGACAGAUACCAAUGUAUUGUAUGAAAGACUUGAAACAAGGGGUUAUAAUGAGAAGACUCUAACAGACAAUAUUCAGUGUGAGAUUAUUCAAGUCCUUUAUGAAGAAGCCACAACAUCCCACAAGGAAGAAAUCGUGCAUCAGUUGCCCAGCAAUAUACCAGAAGAGCCAGAAAAUAAUGUAGAUCAGAUUGGCUGGGUGCAGUAG
This is a messenger RNA of Pongo pygmaeus (Bornean orangutan), 939 nucleotides long. RefSeq names its product adenylate kinase isoenzyme 6-like. Gene Ontology annotation, molecular function: AMP kinase activity; ATP binding; ATP hydrolysis activity. NCBI's taxonomy places the organism in Eukaryota, Metazoa, Chordata, Mammalia, Primates, Hominidae. The transcript has 3 exons. Gene Ontology annotation, cellular component: cytoplasm; nucleus. The record is from RefSeq and is a predicted model, not a curated record.